CGGAGACUUGUCUUGGGCUUACAGCCUUACACAAACAACGAAGAGGAUACAAUACAUGUGAAAUGUAUGAUAACGAACGAUCAAUGUAUUGGACAGUUGGCAGUGGUCCAUAAACAUUAAACAACGACCCCAAAACCAAAAAUCCAAUAGAUAACUUCAAACUUCCCUCUACAAUACACCUCCCACUCCCACAGUCCCACGGUGGGGAGCACCUAAUCUCAUCUUAAACUAUGGUGGUGGUUAUGGACGUUUUGUACCAGCCAACGAAGCCUUUAAUCACGUCGUCUUCGCCUUCGCCUUCAAUCUCCGACCGGAAUUUCAACUAUUAUGCUCAUGUAUCCACCAAGUACCAUCCGCUUCCGAGUACUAGCAGCAGCUUCAGAUUACAUCGCAUCACUUCUCAAUUGGCCCCAAACUCAUCCAAAACAGAUGCAGGUUAUGGAUGUUCAUGGAUGCAAGACAACUCAACCUAUAAGUCUAUUAUAGCCAACCAUGAAAGGAGACAUGGCCCAUUACAUUCAAUGUUUCCAUCUAGCCCUGCACAAGUUUCCUCUGUGGAAGAUCUUUUUGAAUUUAUAUGCUCAGGGCCCCUUAUAGAAAAACUUGGAUUCACUCCAGAAACAAUAGCAGAGUCUAUAGACAAGUGGUUAACAAAUGGAUUCCACGUGUGUGAAUUGUUUAACCUCAACGAGUUAUACCUUACAAUACCCCAGAAAGCUAGAAUUUAUCACUACUAUAUCCCUGUCUUUUUGUGGUGCGAACAGCAGAUUUCUGAUCAUAGGUCCACUUUUAAAGAUGGAGAUGAUAUCCCUCCUUUGGUGAUUGGCUUUAGUGCACCACAAGGUUGUGGGAAAACUACACUUGUCUUUGCUCUAGACUAUCUUUUUUCAAAAACUGCAGGCAGGAAAUCUGCAACUAUUUCCAUAGAUGACUUUUAUCUUACGUAUGAUGAACAGGCUAAAUUGAGAGAAAAAAAUCCUGGCAAUGCUCUUUUAGAGUUUCGUGGAAAUGCUGGAAGCCAUGAUCUUCCUUUGUCAGUUGAAACACUAACUGCUGUUAGUAAUUUGACUAAAGAAGUAUCUUCAGGUAUGAAGAUGAAGCUGCCAAGAUAUGACAAAUCUGCAUACAAUGGUAGAGGUGACAGAGCCGAUCCUUCAACAUGGCCUGAAGUUGAAGGACCUCUAUCAGUAGUUUUGUUUGAGGGUUGGAUGCUUGGUUUCAAGCCUCUUCCUGCUCAAGUGGUCAAAGCUGUCGAUCCACAGCUAGAAAUAGUGAACAAAAACCUAGAAGCUUAUUAUGAUGCAUGGGACAAGUUCAUAAAAUCAUGGAUUAUCAUCAAAAUUAAAGACCCAAGUUGUGUAUACCAAUGGCGUUUACAGGCAGAGAUUGGCAUGAGGGAAGCUGGAAACCCAGGGAUGACUGAUGAGGAGGUUAUGGAUUUUGUAUCAAGAUAUUUGCCUGCGUAUAACGCAUACCUCCCUACACUCUACACAGAAGGACCAAAAGGAUCAGAUUCUAAUCACACACUUAUUGUUGAAAUCGAUGAACAAAGAAAUCCAAUCCUUGCUGGCUAGAUACAGGCAACUAGGUACCUCCACCGA
Messenger RNA from Lactuca virosa, 1601 nucleotides. Lineage: Eukaryota; Viridiplantae; Streptophyta; Magnoliopsida; Asterales; Asteraceae. The record is from the annotation of a GenBank genome assembly.